This is a messenger RNA of Prorocentrum cordatum, 777 nucleotides long. The record is from the annotation of a GenBank genome assembly. NCBI's taxonomy places the organism in Eukaryota, Dinophyceae, Prorocentrales, Prorocentraceae.
AUGGCAACGCUGGCUGCCCUGGCUGCCUUCGCAGCGGCUAGGCCAGCACUGGCGCUGCACACUACUCUUCAAAGCGAGCCGCUUCGCAGCGAGACGACGCAGGAUCACAUGCCAGCUGGCCACGGCAGCUCGGCCGCGACCGAAAACGAUUGGCUGUUUGACGAAGACACUCCUGCUGCUGUUCAGGCUGAGUUGGACGACCGGAGGAGGAAGUUGGAGCGGCUCGAGCGGGACACGGAGUCGGUCGCAAUUGACGCGCACACGACCGGCAGCCAUAAGCGCCGUCAAGCAGGGCAGAGUUUGUGGUUGAGCGGCACGUCGCGGCAGGCCAUGACCAACUACAACGACGUUCAGUAUGUCUCCUUCCUGGAGGUUGGGAACCAGACCCUCUCUGGCAUCCUCGAUACGGGCUCCUUCGAGUUAGUCGUGUUUUCCACCGUCUGUGACUCGUGCGGUCAAGCGUCCAGGUACAACCCCGACCUGAGCACGAACCACACCCCAGGUGCGCUCGCAACCGUCCAGCAGUAUGGCAGUGGAGACCUGUUCUGUCAGGAGGCCUGGGACAUGGUUUCAAUCGGGCCGUACCCGCCCAAAAAGCAGUCCUUCUGGGAGGUCACCAGUGCCAAGAUGCCGGUGCUGAAUACUCGGCGUUCCAGUCCAUCAUCGGCAUCGGCCCGCCAGAAACGCCCGUCAAGGACGCCGAGGAGCUCCUUCAGACGGCCAUCGAUAACGUCUCCAACUACACCUCUGCAGGGCUACCCGUGCCCGACGACUUGA